This is a messenger RNA of Lactuca sativa (garden lettuce), 796 nucleotides long. RefSeq names its product scarecrow-like transcription factor 11 (SCL11). Gene Ontology annotation, biological process: maturation of 5.8S rRNA. The record is from RefSeq and is a predicted model, not a curated record. Lineage: Eukaryota; Viridiplantae; Streptophyta; Magnoliopsida; Asterales; Asteraceae.
GAAUGAAAUUUUGGGUUUCCUAAUUACCAAACCCUCGCUAGCAAAAAGGGCACAGCGUUAUUCGGGGAGCCGGAUUGAGAGGGCUCUGCCGAAACCCUAAUUUCAAAUUAUCAACGAUGGCUAAGCGCGAAUUGUCAAGCACAUUGAAGAACUUGAAGUUCAUGCAAAGGGGAGCUAAUAAAGAGGAGAAAACCAAAAAGGAAGAAGAAGUAACUCCUAAUGGAAAUUUCCCAUCUAUUACCACCAAAAAAUGUAUGGUCAUUAUGGAAGGUGAUCCUAGUCCAGGUGCCAUUAGAGGCCGGAUGUCAUUCCAGAGUUUUAAUCCUUCUAUUGAUAAAUUAAACGAAGAGGCUUCAAACCCAAGACAAUCAGAAAGUGAUGCUACUUCCUCUGGGCAUCAACCUAAUAGAGAAAAUGUAUCACCAGAAGAUGAAUUAAUGAGCAUGAGAGAAGAAACUUCAAGUGGAAAGAAAGCCAAAAGGAAACAAGCUGAAGUUAUUUCAGACACCAAAUCACCAAAUAUCAAUGAAGUCAAUACUUCUUCAUCAAACAAUGGUAAAAAGAGUUCUCAUAAGCCACCUAAGCGAGGAAAGCUGGACUUUAAUGUUUUAAGAUCUCCUAAGAAUCAAAAUAAAAGGUCAUGAUCUUGAUCUUUUUCAUGUUAAACAAUUAAGAAUAUGUUUUUAUUUUAUAUUUUUUGCCCUCAAACUUCUUAGUUUAGUUGCAAUGUAUAACUUUCCCAACAAGCUUAUCAUGUAACUAACUUCUUAGUUUAGUUGCAUUGUAGAAUGUUCAA